AUGGGUUUGCCCGGGCUCCUCCUGCCCGUCCUGCUGGUCGCCCUCCUGCGGGGGGCGGCCGAUGGCAGCCCAGGGCGGCCGGCGGCCGGCGGGGAGCGAGCGGCGUCGGGGAGGCCGGCUGCUUCCCACGAGGAGGCGGCGCUCCCUUCCGCGCCCUGGGGCCGAUCGGCCGAGGGGGCCCUGCUGGCCCGCCGGCUCGCCCGGGAGGUGCCCCGGGACGUCGCCUCUUUCCUCUCCACGGGGGACCCGCGGGAGCUGCGGCGGGCCAACUGCACCGGGCGGUACGAGCUGGCCGGCUGGGCCGGGAAGGCGCGCCUGGCCUCCCACCCUGCCUUGCACGGGGCCCUGGGCACCCUCGUCCACGCCGCCAACUUUCUCAACGCGAUCCUGCAGGGCAAUGCGUCCCGGGAGCAGAACUUGCAGGAGGACCUGGAGUGGUACCAGGCGCUGAUCCGGAGCCUGCUGGAAGGGGAUCCCGACGUCUCCAGGGCGGCCAUCUCCUUCAACCUGGAGCCCUUGUCCUCCGCCCCGCAGGUCUUCCUUCAGGCCAGCCGGCAGGGCAGCCAAAUCCUGCUCCAGGACUUGUCUUCUGUGGCCCAUCGUCUGGCCAACGCCUCCGAGGAGACCGAGUGGUUCCACAGCUUGAAGCGAAAGUGGAGGCCGCACCUCCACCGGAAGGUGGUGGCUCCUGGUUCUAAGGCUUUGGAGAACAGCUGGAGGAAGAGGGAUGGUUACCCGGCGGAGAAGAACCACAUCAAGUGGUCUUCGCCCUACUUGGAGUGUGAGGAUGGAAACUACAGACCCGCCUGGCUGGUGACUCUCUCUGCAGCUUUUUAUGGGUUGCAGCCGAACCUCCACCCUGAAUUCAGGGGUGUUGUGAAAAUGGACAUCAACCUACAGAAAGUGGACAUUGACCAAUGUUCAAGUGAAGGGUGGUUUUCCGGAACUCACAAAUGCCAUUUAAAUAACUCUGAGUGUAUGCCAAUUAAAGGUCUUGGAUUUGUGCUGGGAGCCUACAAAUGCAUUUGCAAGGCCGGAUUCUAUCAUCCCGAAAUAUUUUCAGUGAACAGCUUUCAGAGGAAAGAUUCAGCCAGCCGUUUUUCUGGAGGCGAGAUGACUGAGGAAGUCUACACGUGCUUGCCCUGCAGGGAAGGAUGUUCGUACUGUACAGACGAUACUCCCUGCUAUGCACAAGAAGACAAGUACUUACGACUUGCUAUCAUCUCAUUCCAAACUUUCUGUAUGCUGUUGGACUUCAUAAGCAUGCUACUGGUCUACCGUUUCCGCAAAGCAAAGUGCAUCCGGGCAUCGGUUCUCAUUCUUUUGGAGACUAUCCUGUUUGGAUCGCUACUUCUUUAUUUCCCGGUUAUCAUUUUAUAUUUUGAACCAAGUGUAUUUCGCUGUGUUCUCCUACGAUGGGUCCGUCUUCUGGGAUUUACUACUGCUUAUGGGACGAUUACACUCAAACUGCACAGGGUUUUGAAAGUAUUCCUGUCUCGAACUGCUCAACGAAUCCCAUAUAUGACAGGUGGGCGUGUGAUGAGGAUGCUGGCUGUUAUUCUCCUGAUAGUGGCUUGGUUCCUAACAGGCUGGACCUCUGCAGUUUGCCAAAACCUGGAGAGGAAUAUUACAAUAGUCGGUCAAGGCCAAACAUCAGACCACCUGAUCUUCAAUAUGUGUUUGAUAGACCGUUGGGAUUAUAUGAUGGCUAUUGCUGAGUUUUUAUUCCUCCUGUGGGGUGUUUAUCUCUGCUAUGCAGUGCGGACGGUGCCUUCCGCAUUCCAUGAGCCCCGGUAUCUGGCUGUUGCUGUGCACAAUGAGCUCAUUAUCUCGGCUGUAUUCCAUACACUUAGGUUUAGUCUUGCCUCAAAACUCCAGCCUGAUUGGACACUAAUGCUGUUCUUUGCACAUACACAUUUGACUGUGACAGUGACUAUUGGACUACUUCUGAUCCCAAAGUUUUCCCAUUCAAGCAAUAAUCCACGAGAUGAUAUCGCCACUGAGGCUUUUGAAGAUGAGCUUGACUUGGGCAGAUCUGGAUCCUAUUUGAACAGCAGUAUCAAUUCAGCUUGGAGUGAGCAUAGCUUGGACCCAGAAGACAUCAGGGAUGAAUUGAAGAAGUUGUAUGCACAGCUGGAAAUUUACAAGAGGAAAAAAAUGAUUACCAACAAUCCACAUCUCCAAAAAAAGAGGUGCUCGAAAAAGGGCUUAGGUCGUUCGAUCAUGCGCAGAAUUACUGAAAUUCCUGAGACGGUCAGCAGGCAAUGCUCACGGGAGGAAAAGGACCUUGUGGAUCAUGGGGUUACAAAAAGUGCUACUCUGGCAAGAAAAAACCCACCAGAUUCCACAGGACACAUCAAACCAAAGGAGGAUUCUUUGAGAAACAGAGUCUUCUCGCUAAAAAAGUCUCACAGCACUUAUGACCACGUUCGAGAUCCCACGGAAGAAUCUAACAGCUUAGCUACAGAAAGUGUGGAAGUCAUGACAGCUACAGAGAAUUCUCUGAUGGACUCCCUCCCUGGGAAAAAAACAGCCCAAAAAGCCCCGGAAAAAGUGGAAGCCGUGUCCACUGAAAACGUCCCUUUGGUGUGCAAAUCCCUGAGCGCCCACAACUUAAGUGCGGAUAAGAAACCACUCCACCCAAGAACAUCUGUGCUACAGAAAUCUCUUAGUGUUAUUGCCAGUGCCAAGGGGAAAACGCUGGGGUUAUCAGGGAAAACACAACAUGAAGAAAGUGGCAAAUCCCAUAAGUCUCAACCAAAGGGCAAGGAUGCGAGCAAAAAGCACUCGAGCUCUGAUAAAAGUGAGCAUAAAGAUUCGCACCGGAAAAAUUCGUCCCACACAGAGGAGUCAAAGAAGCCUCAUAAAUCUGGAAUAAUGAAGCAACAACGAGCCAGUCAGGUGACUGAAAAUUCUGAUGGAGGCUCGGUUAAGAUGCUGUCCAAGGAUGGCAUUGAUAUAGAAGAAGUUUGUCCUUGGGAAAUGUAUGACCAUUACCCAGGCACUGGUCUUUCUGAGUCGAAAGUUCAAAAGCACGUUUCCAUUGCUUCCUCUGAAUUUGAGAAACCUCAUCCUUCCCAGCCAAAGGGCAAAACUCAUCAGAAGACUGCAGAAGGGCAUCAGCCUUCCAACCAAAAGAGCACAGAUAGGUAUGAAGUAUGCCCUUGGGAGAACCAAGAAGAACAAGGGGCAGAAAAUGAGGAAAAACAUUUGAGUGCCAAGGGUCAGGGAGCUCUUGGGGUGAAAGGCGAGGCUGCUAAUUUACAUUCUGCAGCCAAGAUUUGUGCUGGAGAGCCCAAGGAACUGCCCUCCAAAGCAGCAGCACAGCCCGCAGAACAAGAUUAUAUCAAUAAACUGAGAGAUCAGGCCAAAAACGCCUCUUCCUCUCCAGCAGGGAAUGCACUUCCCUCCGAUUCCAUUCGGUCAGCAACUAGUAACUCCCAGCCAGCUUUAACAUCUCACGUGGACGUCUGCCCUUGGGAGUACGAGACGCCAGAAUUUCUGAAAGCAGAAAGAAGUAUAGCUUUAUCGAACACAACCAGUUUAAGUUCAAAUAAAACAGCAACCCAGCAGAAAUAGGAGUGCUUA
Molecule: messenger RNA, 3588 nt
Organism: Euleptes europaea (tarantolino)
Lineage: Eukaryota; Metazoa; Chordata; Lepidosauria; Squamata; Sphaerodactylidae
Gene: GPR158
Product: G protein-coupled receptor 158
Exons: 11
Coding region: 1-3579 (1192 amino acids)
Biological process (GO): G protein-coupled receptor signaling pathway
Cellular component (GO): membrane
Molecular function (GO): G protein-coupled receptor activity
Source: RefSeq, a predicted model, not a curated record